Molecule: messenger RNA, 264 nt
Organism: Pestalotiopsis fici W106-1
Lineage: Eukaryota; Fungi; Ascomycota; Sordariomycetes; Amphisphaeriales; Sporocadaceae
Exons: 1
Coding region: 1-264 (87 amino acids)
Source: RefSeq, a predicted model, not a curated record
AUGGAUCCUCAGGCAGAGUUCAUUUCGAGUGCAAUCAAAGAUGAACUUACAUAUGAGCAACGCCUGUUUGAGUUCUCCAUGAACUCGAACAAACGAGAGCUCCACUUUCUAGCAUUCCGCGGCUUGCAGAGGGAGAAUAUCCUACGACUACAAAACAGUCUAUCCAUGUGCAAGAAGAAGACUUUGGAGAGGCAUCAAUUUACCGAAGAGCACCCCGGACAGCUGACGCAAUUACUGCACGAUUACAGCACGUUCUCCUACUAG